UAGUGAGUUUAACGCGGAAAUAGCAGCAUCUCGACCCUCGUUUUCCGUGGUUCUUAACUUGAUCAGGCCUCACUCAUAAACAGAGAGAUGUGUUGAUGCUGUGCCACUGCGACCGGAUCCCCUCUUGAUUUUCUUCAACUGUUAACUUUUCCGAUCUCGGGAAUUCAAGAUCUGUGAGAAUUAUUAUUCGUUGGAACACGCGGCCUACCAAGAUGGCUGAAUGUUCCAGGGGCCCCGGACGGAUGUUCCAUCGAUCAUGCUCCCGUGGGAGUGGAUGGAUAGGAUUGUUUGUCUUGAUUUUAAUCGUGGAUGAGCCUGUCUACGUGAGUGCUUUCUUUAACUUUGCUCCAACUGUGACCAAGGAGUCGGCGGCCUUGGACGGGGCAAUCAGAGGAACAAGUUCUUCGUCAACUUUGUUCCCAUCGGCGACCACGACGACACCGACGACGCCGACGACGCCCACCACCCUGAGACUCACCCUUGAAGAUGCUGUGGUCAACAAUCGAGAUGGAGUGGAGGCUCUGCCUAAUCCCGAAGCUCACCGAAAUUUCCCCUCAAGUUCAUUCAGCCGAGAGGAAUCGAGAUUGGACAAAGUCGAACUCCCGCCCUCAAGGAGCGAUGCGUCCUCAUGUUUCACGAACUUUGUGUCCGGGAGAUCCUUGUUUGGCUCGAGCAUCAAGAAGACUUUCGAUCUCUCCACGGACAGCCAGUGUCAAGAGGUCUGCCAGAGAUCCACAGCACCAUCAUCAUCGUCAUUUCGAUGCACUUUUUACAGCUUUGGGUACUUGGAGGAGUAUGCCAAGAGUCCCAGGUGCUAUCUAACCGAUGACUCGAAACGAUCGCUCAACACGACAGUAAACGCUCGAUUUUCCGUCUUCGAAAGACAGGAUUACUGCGGAGCACAGGGACGAAUCCUCACGGGCUUCCCUCGGCCCCGGGAUGACAGGCAAACCCUCGGAGGCGGCAAUAGGCGCCUCUACAACCUCGGGCAAGGAUACUACUACCGAAAUGAGGAGAACGGCCCUGAGAUCUUGGAUAGCGACUUGUCCGCGGGAUUGGGUCCUAGUCAGACCUUCUUUGAAGACUCGAGAAUUUGCUUCCGAUUGGCCGUGUCCAGUCGACGAUUGGCGGAUCGUUACAUCAAGAAAUCCGAGACCACCUACUCACUUGACUCAUGCAAGGACUUUUGUGCCAAGGAAACCGAAUUUGUGUGCAAUGGCUUCGCUUACAGGCGUCCGUUGAGCCAAGGCGAGAUUUUGAAUUGCGACUUGACUGAACAAGACACCCAGACCUUAGACCAAUAUAACAGCUAUGACUUUUACGAAAGCGCCGUGACCGACUUUUACGAGCGAUCCAACGAGUGUGGAGGGUCCGAGACCACACCUGCCACCACACCCAGCACAAUCAUCAAUCCCAACACUGCUUACAACCCAGUUUUGGAUCCAGAUUGCUACACGCGAAUCCGGACCGCCUACAAGCAUUACACAUACCGAGACUACAAAACCGUGACCUCGGUGGCUCAGUGUGGAUUGGCAUGUCGUCAAACUACUUAUUGCAGCACUUUCAGCUACCGUUAUGGAACCACCAGUACCUCGGACAUUGGCAACUGUCUUUUGAGCGAUAAGAACGGUUUUGAGCUCACGGACCAGGAUCUCGUUUCCACGGCUCUUACAGCGGGCGAUUGGGACGUGUUUGACCUCAAGAGUGGAGGACGUUGCGAGGAUUUUAAUACUGGCCGCAAUGAUUGCUACCGAAGAGAACGCGUGGGUUACAAGCAUUACUUCACGGCGAUCCGAAGGACUCUAUCAGUGGGUAAUGUUGGUGAUUGCUCGGAGGAGUGCCAAAGAUCUCGAGAUUGUUCUUCAUUCAGUUUUAGAUAUGCUCGUGCCUCCACUGAUGGCCGACGAGAUAAUUGCCACUUGUCCAGCUUGACAGUGUCACGCGCUCUGUCCUCGGAUUCCGUCACGGCGGACUCGGCUUGGGAUCUCUAUGAGAGCAUCCAAGGAUCGUCAUGUGCACGAGGACCAAGUGGAAAUGCUUGCUUCAGGCUCGACAGGGAUAAUUUCAAACACGUUGAGCCUCUGGUCCGUGAUUCCAUAACAGUGAUGUCUGUGGGGGAAUGUGCCCGUGAAUGUCACCGUCUCGUCCCAGUGGCUUUGGGAGCCGAAUCUGGAUGUGAAUCAUUCAGUUUCCGCAACUUUCAAAGCCCAGGCAACUGUUUAAUCAGCACGGUCUCCGUCUUGGACUUUGACGUGAAUCGAGACGUGGUUUUCGACGACGAGUGGGAACUCUAUCAGAAAUUGGACGGGGGAGCCGUGUGCUCCGCUGAAAGUGGAACGAGCAUCCCCCCCGAAAAAGAGGGAUGUUACCGAAGCUUGGAGCAAGACCGUAAGCACUACACAACCGUGAUCAAAGAGUUCGUGGACGCUCGAGACGUUCUGGAUUGCUCUCAAAAAUGCUAUCGAGCCGGGUUUUGCAAAUCCUUUAGCUUUCGGCAAUUUGGUUCCAUCGAUAAUUGCGCUUUUUCCGCCCUGGAUGGGACCGACAUUCGUGAGAGCGACCUUCGAGUGGAUACUGACUGGAAUGUUUACGAAUUGGUGCCAUUCGCUAGCCGAGAUCAAUGUGGGGACGACUCGAUUGGGGGCGGUAUUGGCGGCGGAGGAGGGUCAUCGGAACGAGGCAAUUGCUUCAUCCGAGAUCGAUUAGGCUACAAGUUUUACCCAUCCAUCGCCCGAACCACCAUUAGCGUUCGUGAUGCCCAAGAGUGUUCGAACGAUUGCAAACGCUCCACUUUUUGUAAAUCGUUCGCCUUUAGUUAUCGCCCACUUGGUUCAUCGACCAAUUGCCAACUCACAGCCCUAGACACUCGCGACAUUCGGCCUCGUGAUGACAUUCUGGCCGAUGCUGAUUGGGCCAUCUACGACCAAGAGGACUCCCGAAUUUGCCGCAAUGACCCGGGUCUAGUGGAUGAUGACGAGUGCUUCCGCGUCACUCGAAGGAAUGUGAAAUUCUACACUUCCUCUCUGACCACGACUUAUCGUGUUCAAAGCGUCACCGAAUGCUCGUAUGAGUGUCAACGCCACAGCAAUUGCCGGUCGUUUGCUUUUAGAGUUCGAUUGGCAUCGAGUCUUUCCGAUAACUGCCAGGUUUCCAGCUUGGCUCCCUCUAGCAUCCUUAUUGCCGAUAUUGUCUCGGAUGGAGACUGGGACAUUUUUGAGAAACUAUUAGGAAGUCGAUGCUCGUCUGGCGGAGGACGAAAUUCUGACGGUGAAUGUUAUCGGCAAAUCGAAGCCGGAUACCGACAUCUAGCCUCAGCUUACGAGGAAUCCAUUCGCACGCGAGACAAAGACGACUGUUCCCUGGAAUGUCUCACUCGACGGGCUUGUAACACGUUCAGCUAUCAAUACUUUGCCUCGUCGACUAUUGAUAAUUGCCUCCUCUCGAAUCUGGAUGGGCGAUCCAUCGAAUUUCGUGACAAGACUCGCGAUUCCAACUGGGAUAUCUUCGAGCAAAUCAUCGACAGUAUCUCGUGUCGAAGGACGGAGGGAGGAAACUCCAUCGAUGAUUGCUUUGAGCGUCUCAAGGAUUCGUAUAAACACCGCAGCUCCGCCGCGCGCCAAUACCGUGAUGCCUUCAGUAUCAAGGAUUGUGAAACAUACUGCCGACGAGCGUCGUAUUGCGUGUCUUUUAGCUUCCGAGACUUGACGGAUCGAGACAAUUGCAUCCUUUCUGACAUCCGUGUGACGACCUCGUCGGAUGACUUCAAUUUAGAGUACAAUCGAGAUUGGGGCGUGUAUCGACCCAUUUUUGGCGGCCGUUGCGACGAGCACAUUGGAGGGGGUGUAAUUGGUGGCGGAGGAUCCAUCGAUCGGACGGGAGAAUGCUUUCUCGUCUACUCCAGUGGUUAUCGCUUCAAUGGCUUAAAGAUCAGGGAGACCCUCUCGGCGUUCCACAUUCGGGAUUGUGAAAAUUCGUGCUUGGAUACACGCUUCUUCGAUUGUCGGUCGUUCUCAUAUCGGGAUGGGGCCACGUCGCGAAAUUGCGAUCUCACGGCCGAGGACCCCCAAGUGCUGAACGUUCGGUUGGACCUGAUUCCUGACGUUGACUACAAGAUCUACGAGAGGAGGUCGAGUACGCAAUGUCGACUCUCAGGCGGGAGCCCCAAUCCCAGUCCCAAUCCAAUACCUGGCUUGGCCACCACGUGCUCUCAGCUCUUUCAAAGUGGCUACCGCUUUGAAUACCAAGUGGUAAAAGAGGUCACGGACGCCAGAGACUCUUUUCAAUGCGAGGAAAACUGUUUGGCAGCCUCCAGGUUCAGAUGCACCGGAUUUUCAUUCAGAUCUUCUUCAGGGGCUUACCGAAAUUGCGAACUGACAGACCGUCCCAUAACAAGCCUCAGUAGUUUGACGGAUAUCGAUGUGACCCAGGGUUGGAACAUUUAUGAACGAGUGGAUUACGCAGGGGCCUGCCGUGGAGACACGUCCUUCACGGCCAUUCCCGGAAUACCCGGUAUCCCCCUGGGAGGAGGGGGAGGUGGUGGUGGGAUCUUGGAAGUGGAACGAUUGAGUUGUUAUAAUCGCAUCAGCAGUGAUCACACCUUUCGGUCCCGAGCCAUUCUCACUGAGGUCGUGGCCAGGACUUUGGAAGAUUGUGCAUCCGAAUGCGAUCGUCUUCGACUUGGAGCCCGAGAGCAAUGCCAAGCAUUUUCUUAUCGGCAAUAUACUUCGAGUUUGACACGGAACUGCAUGCUCAGUGAUUUCUUUGGAAGAAAUGUGGAUUCCGAGUUGGAACGAGAUUACAAUACGGAAGUAUGGGAAUUUCAAGGCGGAAGUGAUGUCCGUUGUCAGCAGAGAACUUUCGAUCCCGUAGGGUCGGGCUUUUCCCGAGGUUACUCCGUUUCGGGCAAGGCGUGCGAAUACGGGGCGGAAUUGAAUCCCGAUGUGCGAUAUUGGUAUUGUCGCACUCGAGAUGACAAAGGAUGGGACUAUUGUUGUCGGCCUGGUAACACGUGUGGAUACAGCGAUGGUUACGAGUAUCCCUGGUGUUACGUGGGCGAGGCUGGUUUUGAUCAAUGGAGGCCCUGCAGCAAUUCCUUGGUGGAUUCCAGUUACAGCAAAAUGGGAGCCUACUUGCAGCAUGCCCAUGGGCCUGUACCCACCCAUGUACCGACUCAAGAUCCCUUGAAUGUGACCAACUCUUUGACCAUUCAUCACCACGAAAAGAUGAACGGUGAUGAAAUGGAUCACACCGAUACUGCUGCCACAGAAUUUGUCUCCGUUUUGCCGACAGCAACCGACAGCUCGGAUGACGUCAGUAGGAUGAGGAAUGAUGGAAAAACUGUCAAUUUUGACGUCGAGACCUUCGAGCCAGUUAAUCUGAACUUCCAUCGGGAUGUUGAGCAAGACCAAGAGGGUCCACAAAAGACUCACGAACCUUUGCGAGAUCAAGCAGUUCGACCCCGACGCCAUUUCUCCAAACGGACUCUGUGAGGAGGACUUGACUCUUGUUAUUUCCUCUAUUAACUCCUUCUUUGACAAGAAAUUUACUCCCUUUUCGCUUGGUCUAAGAUCUCUUCGUCUAUUGCAUACCUAUCGACCAUCAUUUACCAUUAUAAAGCCCUUGUCUUUGAUUAGAAUCUAUGGAGGAUAAGUCUAAUCAUAGAUACCGAGAAGCUCCUUAAAAUUCAGAUGAUCAUCCCUCUAACAAUUAUUAUCAUCCUAUCAUCAUCAUCAUUACCGAUACAUUCAAUUUUGCUGUUAUUAUCAUUGCAUCCAGCGCUCACGACUCGUUCAGUGUUCGUCGCCAAAGCCGAUUACCACGAAUCUUGGUCGAAGGUGAUCAAGAAUCUGGAUUAGCUCGAGUCAGACUCGAGCCUCAGCCGUCACCCGCUAAGCAAGCUCCGGAUCCGGAAAAGGUCAA
Messenger RNA from Tigriopus californicus, 5919 nucleotides. RefSeq lists its product as uncharacterized. The transcript has 24 exons. Bases 213 to 5489 code for a protein of 1758 amino acids. The record is from RefSeq and is a predicted model, not a curated record. NCBI's taxonomy places the organism in Eukaryota, Metazoa, Arthropoda, Copepoda, Harpacticoida, Harpacticidae.